AUGAUUGUAAGUUGUCGGUUGACUCUGAUGUGCGUUUGGAUUCUGGGGACGUUUCUCGAUCUGUGCACGGCCAGGAAGAUCAAUCUGGGGAUACUGUUCGCCUGGGAGGGGUCAAACCCCGUGGGGUCUCUGGGUGGGGGAGCGGCUGCGAUCGCCGUGGAUAGGAUUAACUCUGAGCAGGGGGAGCAGGAAUACGGAGCCAUACACGCCGCUGGGCUGGAGUUUGACUUCAUCUGGAAGGACACCAAUUGUGAAACCAAAAUUGGAUUGCCAGUAUUUAGCGACUUGCACUACGACAAUGAGCUGGGGGUACCCAUUGAUGCGUACAUCGGCCCCGGGUGUAGCAUCAUCUGUGAGCCAGGGGGGAUACUGGCCGCGCACUGGGGGACACCUGUCGUGUCCUGGGGAUGUACGUCGGACACACUCUCCCAGAAGGAGACGUACCCGACCUUCGCACGGACCACCAGCCCGAGUAAGUUCGUGGCGCCGUUCUUCACCCGCAUCAUGAAACACUUCAACUACGACCGAGUGGCCAUCAUCUACUCUUCGCAUCAUCUCUGGUCUCUGACGGCGCAGAAUAUGAAGACGGACCUGGAGCAGAACGACAUCGAAGUGGAGGUGUUUGCUCAGUUUGAGCCCUUGGAGAAGCUGGCCGAGGCUAACGUAGCAAGUGUGGCCAGAGAAGCCGAGAACAAGAAGAAACAGCUUGAGGAGGCUAUGGAGUCAUCAAGAGUGUUUAUAGUCGUUGCUUACGGGACCGAUGUACGGAAUUUCCUCCUGGAUGCAUUGGACCUUGGUAUGAUGGACGGUACCUAUGCCUUCUUCACAACGGAAGUCUCCCUAAGCGCUCGGGAAGACGUAAGCGAACCGAACGACGGUCGGGACGACGACGCCAUCAAAGCAUUCGCAGGUCUUAUGGAUGUGAAACUGCUGAAACCCGAGACAGACGCUUAUAUGGCCUUUGAAGAAGAAGUCCGCAUCCGAACGUCGCAGAUGCCAUUCAAUUCAACCGUAUUCGUCGAUCAUCCAGAUAAAGAGAUCGUAAUAGAGGCUGCUCUGCUAUACGAUGCUGUUCUUCUCUACGCACGCGCAUUAAACAGGAGCCUCGCUGCGGAAAACUCGACCGUCGGAAGGACCGUCAGCAAAUAUCUGUUUACAAACAAUUUCACUGGGAUCGAUGGCGAUGUAGUCAUCGAUGAGUUUGGAGACCGCCAUCCCAACCUGAUGCUACAAAAUCUUCAGGGAGAUAACUUUAUAACCGUCGGCAAUUAUUUCAACAACGAACAGAUCUAUGUGGACCUUAACCGGACUAUAUACUGGCCAGGAGGUGGUACGUCACCGCCCGCCAAUGGACCUGAUUGUGGAUGGGACAAUGUCAAGUGUCAACCGAUCCUCACAACGACUGAACUGGCUAUCGUCAUUGUGUCUGCAGUUCUAGUCGUAGUGGUGGCAAGCAUGGUGGCGUUCUUUGUUUACAGGAAUCGCAAGUACGAAGCUGAGUUGAGGCGGCAGGUUUGGAAGAUCAACUUCGAAGAUAUCGUCUUCUCCCAUGAUGAUCACAUGCGAAGAAAGUUCGGGACCAGCUACGAAUUCAGUAUGGGCAAGUUCUCGUCCCAAAUCAGUGAUCAUGCACGCAACAUGGACGGCAGCGCAGUGUCGCUAUUCAGCGCCAAUGCCUUCACCAAAGUGGGUCGGUACCAAGGAGCCUGGGUCGCCAUUAAACCCAUCAAUAAACCGGCUCUCCACGUCAACAGAGUAAUCCUCAAGGAAUUCAAACAGCUCCGGGAUCUCCAACACACGAACAUCAACCCUUUCCUCGGCGCAUGCGUAGAGCUUCCAAACGUCUGCAUCGUCUACAAGUAUUGCAGUCGAGGAAGUUUGCAGGAUGUACUCAACAACGAUCACAUCAAACUGGAUUACCUCUUCAAAUGGUCCUUCGCAAUGGAUGUGGCCAGAGGUCUGAAUCACCUUCACUCCUCACCCGUUCAGUCCCACGGCAGCUUGCGGUCAACCAACUGCCUAGUGGACAGCCGAUGGGUCUGUAAGAUCUCGGACUUCGGUCUGAUCAAGCUCAGGGAAGGAGCUGCGGACAACAGGUUCAGCGCAGAGGCUAAAUGUGCAAGAAAUCUCACAACGGCGCCGGAACUACUCAACAUGGAGAAGCCGCCGUUGCAAGGAACACAGAGCGCUGAUUGCUAUUCGUACGGCAUUUUACUUCAGGAAAUAUUCCUCCGCGACUCGCCUUAUUGUAUGGUGGAACUAUCAGCUCAAGAUAUAAUACAAUUAGUGAAAGCCUGCAAGGAUCCCCCAUUCAGACCAGCCAUCCCCGAGUCGGUGGACAGUCGAGUGGUGAAGCUAAUGCAGAGUUGUUGGGCAGCUGAUCCCGAGGCCAGACCAUCCAUAGCCAACGCCAUUAAGCACCUUCAGCAGUGUUCGCACGGCAGGAAAGGAAAUCUAAUCGAUAACAUGGUGGACAUGAUGGAAAAGUACACAGAUCAACUGGAGGAGAUGGUAGACGAACGGACCAAACAACUGGAGGAGGAAAAGAAACGAACAGACGAACUUCUCUAUCAAAUAUUACCAAGGUGUGUGGCCGAUGAGUUGAAGCAAGGCAAGAGUGUGGAGCCGGUGACCUUCCAGCAGGUGACGGUGUUCUUCAGCGAUAUUGUGGGGUUCACGAGACUAGCGGCGGCAAGUUCUCCCAUGCAGGUCAUCGACUUGCUGAACAAUCUGUACACUGGCUUUGACGGCACCAUAGAGCACUAUGACGUGUACAAGGUUGAAACCAUCGGUGAUGCGUACAUGGUGGCUAGCGGUCUGCCGGUCCGGAAUGGUAACAAGCACGCAGGCGAGAUAUGCACCAUGGCAUUGGAUCUACUCAGCUUUGUGAAGACCUUCCACAUUUCUCACAAACCAGACGAGCAUCUACAGCUCAGGAUUGGGGUCCACACGGGCCCCGUUGUCGCGGGUGUUGUUGGUAAGAAGAUGCCGCGAUAUUGUCUCUUCGGGGACACCGUAAACUACGCAUCAAGGAUGGAGUCUACCGGGCUAGCUUUGCGAAUCCAUGUAAGUCCCGAGUGCAAAGACGUGUUGAUGAGAAUAGGAACUUUUCAUCUUGAGAAGCGGGGCAGCGUGCAAAUGAAGGGCAAAGGGACGAUUGAGACAUACUUUCUUGCCGGCAAGGAGGGAUUCACGAAGGAGUUGCCAAGCCUGACCACAGCGGCUGCUUUGGAAGAACACGAGUUUAAGUAACAUCUGAAUACUUUCUUAUGAAAAUGUGCAAUGAACAAAUUUAGUAAAUGCCUUACGUAAUAUAUAGGUUUUCCCGUUAACACUCGUAUCAUUGAAAUUCCAUAAAAAAUAUAACUUUGCACCAAUAUAUUUCAUUUCACGUCUCAGAACAAGUGUAAUUCACGAAUUUCACUGCACCAUAUAAUGACAUCUAUUUGUGUAAUUUCGAAAUCUGAAUUUACAAUGGAGCCUAUAGGUUUAACAUUGAAGCACUUCAAAGUUUGGUUCGAAAUGUUUAACUUUUUUGUACCUGAAAGUCUUUACGUCUUAGUGUUACCAGUUUAAAUGAUAAACAUGAACACGAACAGACAUUUUUGGGAAAGCGGAAGUGACUUUUACAUUUUGGCUUGAAACAAUCGUUGUCUGGAGUUUUGUUGAUGACUGAAUGAGUAAAUGGCAGUUGAGAUGUAAGGAUAAGUCAGUGUUACGGACAAGAGAAGUUGCUAAGACGCAGGCCUUUUGAGCAGAGCUGUGGGACUAGGUGACGAGAGCGGUGGUUUUGUUGUUGGAGAGAAUGAGUGGAUGGGAUGUGUGGAGUGAAUGUGUGGAGUGAAUGUGGAUAAGUGGACAAAAUGGCGAGAGUGAGCUGAACAGCAAGUGAAGUUAGUGGAUACAAUGUGCGAAUAAAGAGCGUCAAAAGCCAGCUGUAAUGAAGGGUAAACUUCGCCUUUUUACGGUCAUUAAUUAACAGUUAUUACAGGAAAGUAAUAGCCUAUAAAAAAGUAGGAAGUAUAUUUGAUUGAAGGAGUUUUACAAAAACAGCGCAAAAGGGUCUACUUUCUUUCUACGCGGAUGAAAGUAAUGGUUGUACACACUUUUUUUUUUUUAAGUUUGCCCGCUGCAUCUAUUUGUUUAUUGACGCAUUUGAACUUAUGUUUAAUCGUGGUCUUAAGAACUAUAAUGUGCAAUUCAGAACUAAUUUUUUUGAUGUUAAUUCUCCAGGCACGAACGAAUACAUCGUAAUUGGUUAUCGUAAUAACGCCGGUGGGCGUCUAGGUCCGUGUGGAACCCCAAGCUUGCUAGAUGACUGAGAUUUCUUCACUUUUCAUCUUGCCUUUUGCCCAGAAUUUAUAUUUUAAUUCUUGAUAACCAUGAGAUAUACAACCUGAUUUGCAAGGGUGCGGAGAGCAGGCCCACACGGACUGUGUUCUUCAGCUUCGAAAAUAGUUGUAUGGACCAUAAGCCACCCGAAUUGGUUUACCCCCAAAAUUAUACAAGGUUUUUCUGCAUUUCAGAAAAUUCCUGAAUUAAAUCUUCAAUGGCGCACUUAAUAUUACAAUUUGUGGACAGUGGCAUAUCCUGGCCUUUUUACCGAACAAGUUUGCCCUUAAAAUAAAAAUCACCUUAAACACAUAGCGGUUGGGGAAUGGUCUCAUAAAAUAUCUGGGACGGAGAGAAUCGAAGCAAACGGGGGAUGCUUUCAUCUUUUGGCAGUUCAUUAAAGACACAAAUUUAAAGAUGGAUGGAUCGUUAAAAAUGGAAGUUAGAUAAAAGUGAACAACUCGCCAAUUAAACUUGUUAUAUGUGUUUGUAGACUGUUCCCUGUAAUGGAAAGAGUGGCCCUGGGUUGCCAGUUUAAUGAGGAACACAGAAUGCAGUAGAAGUCAACAAAGUGCACAACAUUGAGCAAAAAAAAC
Messenger RNA from Patiria miniata (bat star), 4928 nucleotides. RefSeq names its product atrial natriuretic peptide receptor 1-like. NCBI's taxonomy places the organism in Eukaryota, Metazoa, Echinodermata, Asteroidea, Valvatida, Asterinidae. Bases 1 to 3252 code for a protein of 1083 amino acids. The record is from RefSeq and is a predicted model, not a curated record. Gene Ontology annotation, molecular function: protein kinase activity; guanylate cyclase activity; ATP binding. The transcript has 21 exons. Gene Ontology annotation, biological process: protein phosphorylation; cGMP biosynthetic process; receptor guanylyl cyclase signaling pathway. Gene Ontology annotation, cellular component: membrane.